Messenger RNA from Mercenaria mercenaria, 2910 nucleotides. Its product is annotated as calcium homeostasis endoplasmic reticulum protein-like. Gene Ontology annotation, molecular function: RNA binding. Gene Ontology annotation, biological process: RNA processing; intracellular calcium ion homeostasis. The record is from RefSeq and is a predicted model, not a curated record. Gene Ontology annotation, cellular component: perinuclear region of cytoplasm. Lineage: Eukaryota; Metazoa; Mollusca; Bivalvia; Venerida; Veneridae. The transcript is spliced from 20 exons. The coding region runs from base 147 to 2651 and encodes 834 amino acids.
UGUAAAAGGAAAAUUGAUAAUCAACGUCGUACGGAAGCCUUAUAUUCAAAAGUCAAGCGUCUAUGGAUUUGUUUCAUGCCACAGAAUAUUACAUUCUAUGAUUUUGUUGAGCUAGACGGAUUAACUCUUAAUUUUUUUGGUUCGUAAUGGAUCUGCCAAAACCCCCUGAAGAUCCUGAGUUGAAGAACAUUAUUGAUAAACUUGCAAAUUUUGUGGCAAGGAAUGGACCAGAAUUUGAAAAUAUGACAAAACAGAAACAACAAGACAAUCCCAAGUUUUCGUUUCUGUUUGGAGGAGAACAUUAUAGCUAUUACCAGUAUAAAGUACAGACAGAGCAAGCAAUAAUAAAUGUACAGAACAAGAAGAUUCAGGAACAAGCUCAGCAGCAGCUUCAGCCACAACCGCUGCCUCAGCCUCCACAGCAGCCUCCACUUGCUACCAUCAGUCAGAUCACCUCUGUGGCCCCUGGUGUGAUCCCUCCAGCCCAGGUGGGACCAUGGCCAACAUCUGCCCCACCACCCACCUUGCUGCCUGUGUCAUCUAUAGGACUACAGCAAACAGCACCUGUUGAGCAGCCCCCAGGUCAAGCCCCACCACAGACUCCACAACAACAACAGGUAGCACAGCUGCAGCAACAGAUACAACUGCAGCAAACACAGAUACAGAAUCAGCAGCAGAUGAAUGAGCAGCAGAUCACACAAUCUGAGCAGAAUCUUGCAGCACAAUAUCAGAGCUUCAUGCAGCAACAGCAGUCACAGAUUGAGGACGCAAUAUGGGGUAACAAGGCAGAACAGUUACAGAACCUGAGUGAGGAUUGUGGCAUAUCUCUUGAAGACCUUGAUAAAACUGUACAACCCAUCAUAGAAUCCUGUACCAAAGAUGCUAUUCAGACUGGCAAGAGUUGGAUAUUCCAGCACUGUACAACGGAUCAACAGUCACAGCUCAUUGCUCUGUUCUUAGUGAAAAGAAUAAUGGCAAAAGAUGCAAGUUUUGAGCUGAGGUUACAUCUUAUAUACCUGAUGAAUGACUUGUUACAUCAUUGUCAAAGGAAGAAUGCAGAGUUGUUGAAGUCCCAUUUAGCACAGAUUGUAGUUCCAGUGUUUUGUACGGCUCUAGUCGGUGCCGAUGAUGCUAAGAAGAUUAAACUAAAUAAGUUACUGACGUUAUGGGAACAAAACAAGUAUUUCAACCAAGAAACUAUAGAGAAAAUGAAAGAACCUGAUCAAGCGUUGUCAAAUUACCAUGCUGACCUAAUAACAGAAAAUGGACCAAUCGUAACACAGAUCAGUUCUGGCAUACAGCUACAGUAUCAGUCCUUACAGAAACAGCAUAAUGACUUCUGCAAUCACCUUACUUCUCAGUUACAACAGCUACAAACACAACUAACACAGCUACAGACACAGCUUGCACAGGCACAAGCUGCAGUGAUAACACAGUCUAUAGCACCCCAGGUAACAGUCACCACAGCACCGGCGGUGGAUACUACAGCACCCACUGCACAGGACAAUGCUGUCUUCCAGGGAAACUUCAAUCCACCCCCAGGACCUUUUGGGCCUCCACCACCACAAUUUACAAGGCCACCUUUAGGGCCAGGACCACCCCAUCCACCACCAUUUGAUUACCAUGCUCCAUGGCAAGGCCCACCACCUUCAGGGCCAGGGGGUCCAGGGUUUCCAAUGCCAGACUUCAGUAAGCCUCCCCCAGGGUUCCCUCCCCCUGGGAUGCAGCGAAUGCCCCCUCCAGACAUUGAUCUCACACCUUCAGUUCCAUACUAUGAGCUGCCAGCAGGAUUGAUGGCUCCACUUGUUAAACUAGAAGAUCAUGACUACAGACCGUUAGAGCCACGAGAUAUCCGGUUACCUCCACCAAUGCCACCAAGUGAACGUCUUCUGGCAGCAGUUGAAGCUUUUUACAGUCCUCCCUUUCAUGACAGACCAAGGGACAGUGAAGGAUGGGAAAAACUGGGCCUAUAUGAAUUUUUCAAAGCUAAACAAAAGGCAAAGAAGUUGAAGGAACAGGAAGAACGUUCUAGGUCAAGAUCACGGUCAAGGUCACGUUCCAAAUCUAGAUCAAGGUCACGGUCAAGAUCUAGAUCAUUGUCAAGGUCACCAAGGAGAUCACCUGUAAGAUCACCCCCGAGAAGACGUAGAUACAACAGCAGAAGUAAUAACAGCAGUAGAAGCAGAAGUAGAUCAAGGUCGAGAUCAAGGUCAAGGUCAGACUCCAGAUCACCCCUCCCAUACAGACGAUCAAGUAGGUCGCCAUCGCCUGUGAGACGUAAAAGAUCUAAGUCACCAGAUUCAAGAUCUGGAAGUGUCACUCCACCCACAUUUUCUACUGAGUCAUUUUUGGCAGCAGCAGCAGCAGCAGCUAACACAAACCAGAAUCUUGGAGAAGAGAACAGAGGCCAUAUGUUGCUCAAGAAAAUGGGCUGGGGUGGGAAAGGUCUUGGAGCUAAAGAGCAGGGCAUUGUGGACCCGAUAGAGGCUGCAGAUGUUCGUGACCGAAAUGAUAUGUAUAAGGGUAUCGGAAUCAACAUGAAUGAUCCGUUUGAACAAUUCAGGAAAAAUAAAAGCCAGGGCUUCAUUAGUCGAAUGCAAGCAAGGGAUAGUAGUAAAGAAGAAAAGAAGAAAAGGUCGUCAGACAACUGACAAAAGUCAUGAUAUAGAAUCAAGAUAAAACUGAAGCGUGGCCAGAAUGGAGACACAUUUCACUUCCUGGAAGUCAUUUAUCAUGUGCCUCUAAAAUAGAAAUAAAAUGUCAUUCAUAAACAAUCCCUGUUCCCCAAAGACAUUUUGACUAUUUAUCACCAAUACCAUCAACACCAUCAUUAAUGCAGUCAUUUUGAGAAUGGAUCAUGUCUAAAUGUUAAGUGUCCUUUUUGGAAUAAAAGUAUUUUUAAAAGUCUUA